Molecule: messenger RNA, 1298 nt
Organism: Hordeum vulgare subsp. vulgare (domesticated barley)
Lineage: Eukaryota; Viridiplantae; Streptophyta; Magnoliopsida; Poales; Poaceae
Product: 2'-deoxymugineic-acid 2'-dioxygenase-like
Exons: 4
Coding region: 68-1087 (339 amino acids)
Source: RefSeq, a predicted model, not a curated record
CAGUCCCCACAACAGUGUAGUGCACUGCUUUCCGCAUCCCAUCUUCCAUCCUCCCCCUGAUUUUACCAUGGAGAACAUCCUUCAUGCAACCCCAGCUCAUGUGUCCCUCCCGGAAAGCUUCGUCUUCGCUUCCGACAAGGUCCCGCCGGCCACCAAGGCUGUCGUCUCGCUGCCCAUCAUCGAUCUCUCAUGUGGUCGUGAUGAGGUCCGCCGUUCGAUCCUCGAGGCCGGCAAGGAGCUCGGAUUCUUCCAGGUCGUCAACCAUGGCGUCUCCAAACAGGUCAUGCGGGACAUGGAGGGCAUGUGCGAGCAGUUCUUCCAUUUGCCGGCAGCAGUCAAGGCAUCGUUGUACUCGGAAGAGCGACACAAGCCAAACAGGCUCUUCUCCGGUGCUACCUAUGACACGGGGGGCGAGAGAUACUGGCGGGACUGCCUCCGCCUCGCCUGCCCCUUCCCAGUUGACGACAGCAUCAACGAAUGGCCCGAUACUCCCAAAGGGCUCCGGGACGUUAUCGAAAAGUUCACCAGCCAAACCAGAGAUGUAGGGAAGGAAUUGUUGCGCCUCUUGUGUGAGGGUAUGGGGAUCCGGGCUGACUACUUUGAGGGAGACCUUAGCGGGGGUAAUGUGAUCCUCAACAUCAACCACUAUCCAUCUUGCCCGAAUCCAGACAAAGCGCUUGGACAGCCGCCACAUUGUGACCGAAAUGUCAUCACCCUCCUACUCCCUGGCGCUGUCAAUGGCCUCGAGGUCUCCUACAAGGGGGACUGGAUCAAGGUUGACCCUGCACCUAACGCAUUUGUCGUCAACUUCGGCCAACAACUCGAGGUUGUGACAAAUGGGUUGUUAAGGAGCAUAGAGCAUCGUGCGAUGACAAACUCGGUGCUUGCACGCACAUCGGUGGCUACCUUUAUUAUGCCUACUCAAGAAUGUAUUAUUGGUCCCGCGAAGGAGUUCCUUAGUGAAGAAAACCCACCGUGCUACCGCACCAUCAUGUUUCGUGACUUCAUGCGCAUCUACAAUGUUGUCAAGCUUGGGUCAUCGCUCAAUCUCACAACCAAUCUCAAGAACGUUCAGAAGGAGAUAUAAAUCAAAUCUACAAGGCUCCUUCAAGAUCUGGAAUUAUCCUAUUCCCACUUGUUAUGUUUCUUACGUAUGCCACAGAUCUCAGUUGUGUCCAAUUGUUGCUAUGCAACAACUACAUGCACUUUGAUGAUUUGUAGCAACAAAAGUAAUAAAUGCCUGAUGAGUAUAAGACGUUAAUCGUCUUAAUGCUCAUUUGUUGUGUUUUGUUUGUAAA